Molecule: messenger RNA, 654 nt
Organism: Populus euphratica (Euphrates poplar)
Lineage: Eukaryota; Viridiplantae; Streptophyta; Magnoliopsida; Malpighiales; Salicaceae
Exons: 1
Coding region: 116-601 (161 amino acids)
Source: RefSeq, a predicted model, not a curated record
ACAGAUAAUGAGAUAUAGAAUCAUUGGCAUUCCUACUUGGAGAAAAAGUUGCUCAAAGAUGAAGGAAUGGAGUCUUUGAAAAGAACUCCAAUCUGACAGCUUAAACUCAGACAUUAUGGAACUUUCACCAUCUCCGAAGAGACUCAAAAUGCAAGCUUCAAGUCUUGAGUCAUCAAUGAGUACGGAAAAACCAUCAGCUGAAAUCGACCGGUCAGUUCCGCAGAUGUUUGAGUCUCCUAAAGAACCUAAAGGAAGCUCCCUAUCACCAAAGGUUACGUUUGCAGAGUGGCUUUCACUUGACAGCUUCGCAAGUUUAGGUGAGCCUAUGGAUUCAAACAGUACAUUUGAUCAUAAUACGAGCUUCCAAGACAAUUUCAUUCAUGAUUGCUUAAUGGAUGAAAGAGGAUUUGGUGGUGAGUAUCAUAAUUCACUGAGCCAUGGUUCGAGCGGCGACAUUUUUAGUUCAGAAUUCAAGUUUGAGAGCCAGAGUCCAGGAAAUGAGUUUGAUUUUAGCUCUGGAGAGGAUUUAUGUGGUGACAUCAACUUGAGCAAUAUUACAUAUGAGGGUUUUGUUUCCAAAAGCAACUACGAGGAAGAAUAAUUUCCGAUCAUACAACAACAGGAAAAAAAAAAAAAUUGAAGCUAAAAGGGACU